Coccomyxa subellipsoidea C-169 is the source of this 3194-nucleotide messenger RNA. RefSeq lists its product as hypothetical. The record is from RefSeq and is a predicted model, not a curated record. The coding region runs from base 221 to 2308 and encodes 695 amino acids. NCBI's taxonomy places the organism in Eukaryota, Viridiplantae, Chlorophyta, Trebouxiophyceae, Coccomyxaceae. The transcript is spliced from 16 exons.
GCUGUGUGAGAGCAGCCGCGAUGCUUUUCUAGUAGGUUGAAAUUGAACAGGCAGAGAUGCACGAGUCUGAUGGAGGUCGGCGGACUUGAGCACAACUGUUUCAGAAAUACAGCUGUUGUGAGGCUCACAGCUUCCAGUAGCCCCCCUCCCACAGAAUUCUGCAGAGACCUGUUAUCAAAGGGCAAAUUCCCCAGCCUCUGAGCAAAUCGGGGGCUACCCGAUGAAUCCGGCAGAUUUUGAGGGACUGUUUUGGUACAAGCUCUUCAUCCCAUGCUUCACGUGGGGCAGCAUCCUGGGGACCUUUUUGGGUCCUCUGCUCUUCCCAACACAGUGGUUUCUGUUCGUGGCAGCCUUUAUGAUCGUCUUCGUCCUUGUGUCCCUAUCCCAGCUGAGUCGCAUGGUGGGCAUGAUCAGCCGGAUUCAGCAGACAAUCUCACGCAGCGUGCCGUUGACCAGCGCAGCUGUCGAGGAAGUGCAGCACAGAAGCCGCUGCUGGAGUCGUGACAGCGGGCUCAAGGCUGGCACUCUGGAAAAUGAUGGGGAUGUGGCAGAUGAGGCAGGGCAGCACAUUGUACUGGAUGUGGGCAGGCCAUUCAUGCAUGCCUUCAUUAUUCCAAAUUACAAGGAGCCCAUGUCUCUUCUCAAGAGUACACUGCAGGCGUUGGCAGACCACAAGACAGCUGCAGAGCGCUAUCUGGUUGUGCUUGCAAUGGAGGCAACCGAGGAUGGGCAUGAGGCCAAGGCGAUGAAGCUGGCAGAGGAUUUCAAGGGCAGGCAAGUGUCCCAUCAGCCGGGGGAGAUGAGGGGAAAGGCGUCAAAUGUGGACUGGGCAGCUCGUGGUGCACUCCUGGAGUUCCGCCUCAUGGGUCUGGACACCAAGCGGAUCAUGGUGACCAACAUGGACGCCGAUGCGCAAGUGCCCGCACUCUAUGUAGAAGAGGUUGACAGGGCUGCAGCAGCUGCAGAGGACCCGCACCUGCUGGUGUACGCUGCCCCCAUCCUCUUUGAGCGCAAUGCCUACGAUGUGCCCGUCUUCACCCGCGUGCACGACUUCAUGUGGUCAGCCAUGGCGAUGCAGAACCUGGCCAGCCCCAUGCAGCUGGGCUUCCCGAUCUCCAACUACACCAUGUCUCUGUCGCUGCUGGAGCACAUCGAGUUCUGGGACACCAACGAGGACGCCAUUGGGGAGGACUUCCACAUGUUUGUCAAGGCGUACUUCAAGACGCAGGGACAGGUGCGGCUGGUGGCCAUCCCAUCCCCGAUCAACAUGCUCAACCUGCAGGCGGCGGGAUGGUGGCCGACGAUCUGGGCGCGCAUGGUUCAGGCGGAGCGCCACGCGCGCGGCUGCGCCGACUUUGCCUACUGCCUCAAGCACGCGCGCAGCAUGCCCAAGUUCUCAUGGACCACAGUCGCCCUCUGCCUCAAGGUGCUGGAAGCGCAGAUGCUGCCGGCUACCGCACCCUUCUACAUGGGAAUGGCUGCUGGUUGGGCUGUGUUUGUCAGUGGGUUCAUCAAUCACACAGCUAUCAGCCUUAUGGCUCUGAAGUUCAUUGCGGUGUUCGGGAUCAUGGGAAUUCCCAUUUUCUUCUCGCUAGCCACCUGCAAUGAGGUUGUGCGAAGAUACGUGAGGCCGCGGCUGUACAAUACAAGAAAUGUCCCAUUGUGGAGGUCCAUCGAGUACGUUGCGCUGCUGGUGGAUGUGUGGCUGUUCAUGGUGCUGCCGACUGUGUUUGCGCUCACCAAGUCGGUGCUGCCCAUCAGCCAGGGUGAGUAUGUGGUGGCGGAGAAGCUGGUGACGGAGGAUGAGGAGAAGGGUCUGGCUUUGGGGCCGCUCUCCAGCGGGUCUCUGCACUCCAUGGGCACGCAUGACUCCAGCUCCAGCCUCGACUGGGCCCUGGACAACGCUGGCAAGGAGCAGGGGGCGGGGGAUGUGACGAGUGACCUGGGCAAAGCGGCAGCCGAGAGGCAACGCCAGGGGCUGGACUGGAGGGAGGCCUCAACCCCCCAGGCCGUGGACGCGCGCGCCUGCCAGCCGCUGCCGCAGGUGCUGAAUGGGUCGGAUUCGCCGAUAGCGAGCGGCAAGUGGGGGCCGCCUCCGCCGCAGCUGAGCAACGGCGGCGCGCCGAUCCGGUCGCGCACAUGCGUAUCCCGGGGCGCGCCGGCCGUUGCGCAGAAUGCGCCGCUGACGGCCUCUGCCGACCUGAAGCAAUCGCCGUCGCGGGAUUCCACGCCGCGCAAAGCCGACCGGCCAGAGAUCUACAAGUUCUUCUCCGGCUGGGUCUCCCCAGUGCUCACCAGCUUCAGAUGAUGAUGACUGGGUGGCUAAGCACAGCCCACAGAGACUCUGUGGACCUGCUGCUCGAGGUGGCCGUGAUGCAGAGCGUGCAACAAUGUAGCUCGUUCCACUUGAUUCUGGUAGGACAGUGUCCGUUGUAGUGCAGUAGGGAUACUGUCCAACCACUGACGCACUGGCAAGACAUCUGCAGAAGCUGACCGGGCCGGGCAUGUGUGUGCCUGUGCCGAUCAGCUUCUAAAGGACACAUCUGUCAUCUUAGUGCUGCUCUUGAGACUGUGCUGUUGUCGUCUAUGGAGGAGUAUGUCUGCGUCUGGACGCUGCGCAAGGGAGUGCUGGGGGCGGUGGUGGAACGCUGGUGUGCAAGCAUUGCUUGCAAUUGCUUAACAGCUAGGGCAGAUGGCGUCUACUGUGCACCCCAUUGCCAUUCAGUUUGAUAGAAUGAGAAAUAAACUAAACUGGGAUAUCUGUACGUGAUCAUCGGUGUCUGCGACAUGCCCACGAGGAUUUCUGCAGCCCUCGUAUUCUUACUGUCCAUCAUUCUGGGCACUGCAGGCGGACAGACUGGGAAACUCCACCUCUCUCCAUAAGGGCUUGUUGCGAUUUUGUGUGCUGGUUGAAAUGGGGAACUCUGUUCGAAGCUUGUUCCAUUUGCACUGAACAAAGGCCGGAGGUGCGAGGGUUUUAGAUAUGCUAGGUGACUUUUCUGUUUUGCUCUUGGCGGUCAUUGAUUGCUUUCAUAAUGAUGAUCAUGUCAUUUGCAUGGAAAUAUUGCAGUGCAUCUUUCUUUGUGGCAAGCGCCUUGAUGGUAUGCUUAAGAUCUGUGGUCUCUCAAUUAUUUGGGAAUUUAUUGUCUAGUCCGACUGAUGUGAGUCACCAUGAUUGAUAAGGAAGCGUGAUG